UUCUACGGAAAGUUUUCCUUCGUUCUCUUCACCGUAUCUAUUUUCCUGCUGUUUCAUCAGAAUAUGGCACUAGGUCUUCAACAGGUAGGUUUGUCUUUUAUAAACAUCAGUCAUAAGCCUAAAAUCCGAGAAGUUGACUAUCGUCUGCAAAUUUACGACCAUUUCGUCUGCAAAAUCAAAAUUGGGAUCAUCGCUUUUAUUGUAUCAUUAGGUUUUUUUUUUCAUCUAAGGUACCUGAUAACUACAAAGCAGUUUGGACUAAAAGACGACUUCUUAGAAGCGUAGUUGACGUUUUGGUAAGUCAAUGGCCUUAAUUUUACAAUUAUUACUUUCUAUCGCUUGGAUCGUUCUUUGUCCAACUUAAGUAAUUUAACGUCCUCUUUUGAGGAUUAUGUACACUAGGUGAAGUUAUUUUUAAGUUGUUUUCUCCUUCACUUUCUCUGAUGAGAUGUAAUUUUCGAAACCGAUGCGACUUUUUAUUGGUAAUAUCUAUAUGAGCUCUUGGGUAUGCAUGUAACUCCUAUAACUCAUAGUUAUUAGUUGUUGUGCGAAAAAAACUGUAUAAUUAAAAACAUUAAAGUUAUAUUUCUUAUUUAGUCUUCCGAGGGCAUCAAUUCUCAAGCAAUUCUCACCCAUUUUUAAAAGUAUUCAAUUGCUUUUCCCUUCAUAGCUUCCUCCAGGGGGCUGGCAUGGGCCCGCGAGCUACGACAGUGCGUUGUCCAAACGGGAACACUCAGUUGAGGUAUUAGUCAAACCCUUUCACAAUUCACUUUAUUAUCAUUUAUCGUCAUCAAAAUCGCCAAGAUCCUAUCAUCGUCAAUAUCACUACUGUUUUAUUCCUUAAAAAAUCCAUUUUCGAAUCACUGGUGAACUUUGAAAUCUGAUUGGCUCUCAUGGGUGUGACUUAUUUACGAAUCGCACCAAUUUUUGCCCUAAAUCCUAUCUUUUCCGAGCCAAUAAAAAGGCAACACAAAACCGAACGAAACAACCCAUGAGACUUCAUGGCCUCUCAAAAGUAACUAAUGAAAUUGCAAGAAAAAGAAAGACAAAGAAGUUAUGGUGUGAGGAAUUUGAAACGUUUGUUCCAAAAAACUUUGGUUUUUCAAUUUUCUUAAAUAAGCUUUUUCGGUUCUGUUAUGUUGAAAAUCAUUAGUAUGAUUCCAGACCAAAAUACCCUCCAGUCAUUAAAAUUACUAUUGCUUCAGCUAUUUUUUUUAGUGUGGAAGUUAGGACCACCCGCGUUUGGGGAGAGUUUUCACUCUGAGAGAUGCUUUUUAUGCUAAUCGUUAGUUGCUUUAUGAUCAGUCAGUUCCUUGUUGAAAUCAUACUUAAGUAUUACAUUGUAUCAGUGAACAAAGUACAGCUGCUCCUGAAAUAAACAAUAAAGGGGACCCCGCUUUUAAAACUCAAUGAAGGUUCCUGUAUGAAAACCACCAAUUGGUAAAGUUUAACAAAACUCUCAAUACAUGUUUUAUUUAAAAGGAAUGACCUUCAUCACUGGAUCGAAUGUCACUGGAUUGUUUAUUUUGAUUAACUUUAUAUCUCCAUUCAUCAGGCUUUAGAGAGAGAGAGAACUGUUUUGACAUAGAUGAUUAAGCAAAAGGUGAAGAAAUGCCACCAUGCAAGUUGCUCACAAGUAGUAUCUCCCAGAGAGAAUGAACCAACUGAAAGAUUAAUAAAAAAUAUAUAUAACUUCUUUUACUCUUUUGUUAUCUCUGACUUGGAAAUUAAUAAACCAGUCCGGGGGACUUCCUCAUCCAUUGCCUCUUUCAAAAAGUAAAAAUUGUUAUUUUUUCAACACUUCCAGAAAAAAUGAUGAUAUGAAAAUUUAAUGAUAAAAGUAUACUUUAAGCUCAAAAGAACACAAUCGGUUAUCGUUUCAAAACACGCAGGAUUUGUUCUCUUCAAGGCGCCAUGAAAUUCAUAUCAGAGUAAAAACUGCUUUUUAAAGAUUCUCAAAACAACUAUUUUCUGUUUUGUUUCAUUGUUUCAAUUUUUCAACGUUGGGGUCUGAGUGGUAUCUGAUAAAUUGGCGCCAUAAUCUCAAUUUGAUCCCUCCUCCUCCCCCCAACAAAAAAAAAGGUCACUUCACGUCAAAAUACAAAUUGAUCAAAACAUAAUUCACGGCGCAGCUUCACUUAGGUUAUUUUUUCUUUCCUUUUUAAUUUUUCCCAUUUGGAAAUGUGUCAUAACAAACCGCCUUUUUGUCAGACUUCCUCCUCUAAUGUAAGCUCAGUGACUUAGCUAUUUAUCAGUUUAUCACGUAUUUACGAUAACGCAAUUUCAACUCUGACAAAGUUAUAAUUCAGAGGCAUCAUGUUUAGCGGAAAAUUUUAUUUCUUUCUCUUAGCAUUAUCUAUUUUCUUGCUGUUUCAUCAGACAACGCCACGAAGGCUAAAACAGGUAAGCUCUAUUUUUCAUGAUCAGCUACAUAGCCCUGGCAAAGUAUUGUAGUAAUAUUACUGACUGCUUGAUGGAAAGAACUUCCUUAUCUUCACUUUCGUUUAGAGCGCAAAUAAAUACGCAUCACAUAACUUGAUCAUCAUCAUGUUAAGCUUCUAGCGGCAGCAUCAUCAUCAUCCUCUUUCACUGCAGGUACCAGAAGGUUUUACAGCAACCAAGAACAAGAGAGGAAUCUUUAAAAAGAUAUCUGGCCUAAUGUUACGUGAUCAGCUUCAAUUCCGCCUUGAUUACUUGAUGAUAGCUUUGCAGGCAUCACUCUUAUUGGAAUAG
Pocillopora meandrina is the source of this 2733-nucleotide messenger RNA. Lineage: Eukaryota; Metazoa; Cnidaria; Anthozoa; Scleractinia; Pocilloporidae. The record is from the annotation of a GenBank genome assembly.